Messenger RNA from Eubalaena glacialis (North Atlantic right whale), 2346 nucleotides. It is a transcript of the gene ZNF205, whose product is annotated as zinc finger protein 205. Gene Ontology annotation, molecular function: DNA-binding transcription repressor activity, RNA polymerase II-specific. NCBI's taxonomy places the organism in Eukaryota, Metazoa, Chordata, Mammalia, Artiodactyla, Balaenidae. The transcript is spliced from 9 exons. The record is from RefSeq and is a predicted model, not a curated record. Bases 617 to 2272 code for a protein of 551 amino acids. Gene Ontology annotation, biological process: negative regulation of transcription by RNA polymerase II.
CGCAUAGUUGACCUCCGGGCUGCAAAGCUGGGCAGCGACGACUUGUGCGCGCGGGGCUCCUGGGCCUCCUGUGGCUCCGAACGCCUGCCCCUGCGUCCGCCUCGCAUCAGGGGACGGCGCCGCAGGGUUGCCUACACGCCUCCGGCGCUCACUGAAGCCGCAGGAUAGUGGAGUUGGUUGGCAUUUGUUGAGUGUUUCCCGUGCCUGAAGCUCCGAUAAGCGCCUUGUAAACAGGCUCCUGAGUUUGCUCUUAGGGAGAGAGAACUCCAUGCCAGUCUUGGCGGGAACCCAGAGGAGCUGCUGACCGGUCUGGGAGCCUUAAAUGAAAUCCAGGGACGUCUCCACGGAGACACGCAUAAGACUUUCAGAAGCUCUGUGUACUGAAAAGGACCACCAUGUCCCUCCACUCGGCAAAGUGUCCUUCGUCCUGUAACGACAGCUGCAAUUUGAAACGUCAAAUAUCAAAAUCCUUACACAAAAUAUAUUUUCCCACUUUGGCGCCCCUGCUUGGCUGGUGUCACGAGUACGUACCAGGCUCCUGGCCAGAAGCUGGAGGGGACUUGGUCAACAAGACCAAGAAACGACUCAGCUGAGCUUUGUAGCUCUGAGACAGAAAAUGUCUGCGGAUGGCGGAGGCAUCCGUGCUACCCAGGACAAGGAGAGAGCCCAAGAGACUCCAGGUCAUGGGCAUUCUUGUCAAGAAAUGCUUUCCGAGUCGGAGGGGACAGUGCCGUUGGGAGCCGCUCAGGGGUCACCCCACAUCAAGAUGGAGCCAGAAGAGCCGCACCCUGAGGGGGCAUCACAGGAGGCCAGAGCUCAAGGAGCACGGGGCUGGGUGCCCCUAAGCCAGGGCUCUAAGGAGAAAGCGCAUUUCCUGCCUGGCGGAGCCCUCCCCUCCCCCCAGAUCCCUGUGCUCUCUCACGAGGGGAGGACCAGAGAACGGCGGAUGGCCACGGCGCUCCUCACUGCCUGGUCCCAGAUGCCAGUGACCUUUGAGGACGUGGCUGUGUACCUCUCCCGGGAGGAGUGGGGGCGGCUGGACCACACACAGCAGAGCUUCUACAGGGAUGUCCUGCAGAAGAGGAACGGGCUGUCCUUGGCAGGGUUUCCCUUCAGCAGGCCUUUCUGGGCCUCUCAAGUGCAGGGCAAGGGCGAGGCCUCGGGAUCCUGCCAGCAGAUGGGAGAUGAGGAGGAGGAGAAGAGAGGAGCCGUGGAGGUGGGCAAGGAGGAGCUAGCCCCGUCCCUGGGAGCCUUUGGGGAUAUGAAGUCCUUCAAAAGCAGGGUGGGGAGAGCCCAGGGGGACGCCCCACGGUGUGGGCAGCGAGCAGUCGGCGGCCAGAGCUCAGGGCCAGCCAAGGACGAUGUGCAGCCGGGUCCCGCGGAGGAGGCACAGUCGGAACCAGCCCCGCCUGACAUCGGCAUCCCGAAAGCCCAGGAGGGCCGCUUCCCAGAGCAACCCAGAGAGGGGGAGACGACCGCCACUGAGAGCAGCGAGGCGGGCCUGGCCCCUGACGGCGACGCCGGCAAGAAGACCUACAAGUGCGAGCAGUGCGGCAAGGCCUUCAGCUGGCACUCGCACUUGGUGACGCACCGGCGCACGCACACGGGCGAGAAGCCCUACGCCUGCACGGACUGUGGCAAGCGCUUCGGCCGCAGCUCGCACCUCAUCCAGCACCAGAUCAUCCACACUGGCGAGAAGCCCUACACCUGCCCGUCCUGCUGGAAGAGCUUUAGCCACCACUCGACGCUGAUCCAGCACCAGCGCAUCCACACGGGUGAGAAGCCCUACGUGUGCGACCGCUGCGCCAAGCGCUUCACCCGCCGCUCAGACUUGGUCACCCACCAGGGCACCCACACAGGCGCCAAGCCGCACAAAUGCCCCAUCUGCGGCAAGUGCUUCACGCAGAGCUCAGCCCUGGUCACCCACCAGCGCACACACACCGGGGUCAAGCCCUACCCGUGCCCCGAGUGCGGCAAGUGCUUCAGCCAGCGCUCCAACCUCAUCGCCCACAACCGCAUGCACACCGGCGAGAAGCCCUACCACUGCCUCGACUGCGGCAAGAGCUUCAGCCACAGCUCCCACCUCACCGCCCACCAGCGCACCCACCGCGGCGUCCGGCCCUACUCCUGCCCCCUGUGCGGCAAGAGCUUCAGCCGGCGCUCCAACCUGCACCGGCACGAGAAGAUCCACACGGCGGGGCCCAAGGCCCUGGCCAUGCUGAUGCUGGGGGCAGCCGGGGCUCUGGCGGCGCCCCCUCCGGCCCCCACCUAGGAGGCUGAGAGACAGGGGCCGGCCCGGAGACAGGGAAGGAGGGGGAUUGGAACGGGGGCAGCUGCUGCGGGGGU